Messenger RNA from Penicillium daleae, 1161 nucleotides. RefSeq lists its product as uncharacterized. NCBI's taxonomy places the organism in Eukaryota, Fungi, Ascomycota, Eurotiomycetes, Eurotiales, Aspergillaceae. Gene Ontology annotation, biological process: DNA-templated transcription; regulation of transcription by RNA polymerase II. The coding region runs from base 1 to 1161 and encodes 386 amino acids. Gene Ontology annotation, molecular function: zinc ion binding; RNA polymerase II cis-regulatory region sequence-specific DNA binding; DNA-binding transcription factor activity, RNA polymerase II-specific. The record is from RefSeq and is a predicted model, not a curated record. Gene Ontology annotation, cellular component: chromatin. The transcript has a single exon.
AUGGCGACUUGGGGAAAUUCAAAGGAAAUUUUCAACCAGGCUCUUGGUCUCCAGAGUACCCUGGCAAAUUUUGUUCGAGAGGAACGGCUCUUGAAACAAGUCACUACGAACGAUUCGUCUUGGCAUCAAUGGGCCUACGCUGAAGCGUUCAAACGGACACUCGGCUGCAUCUUCUGCUUUUCCACCUUCCAUACGAUUGUCUACAACAGUCCACCACUGAUUCUAAAUUCCGAGCUUAAUGUUCAUCUUCCCUGUCGGGAAGCUGAUUGGGAAUCACCCACAGAGUCGGACUGGCAAAACGCAAGAAGGUUCGCUAUCCCAGAGCCGAAGUUUCAAGAUUGCCUUGGGCUUCUUUUCUCAAAAGAUCCCUCGGAGGAUUCCACGGCUUACUCUUCCCUGGGUGGUUACAUUCUUAUAUUAGCCUUGAUUCAACACAUAUAUUUCCUACGCGAGAUGAACAAAUUCAAGCGCGACUCGAGUGGAUCCCUAUUACCCUCAGACGUCGCCGAUGUCGAGCGGGCUCUUCAGAACUGGCAAAAUGGGUGGGAUGUGAAUCCAGAAACAAAUUUAAACCCGCGAAGCUCGCAAGGUCCAGUGUCCUUCAAUUCCGCCGCCUUGCUGCGAAUGGCUUAUAUACGGCUCAGUAUGGAUAUUGGCCCAUGUCGGACUCUGGAGACCCAAAAUCCUCUCUUAAUUGCAAGGGCCAUGCAACAGAGCCCCCGUGUGAAGCUUGGUCCUAGGUUAACACGGGCUGUUUUGUACUCCGCGCAUGCAUUGAGUAUUCCUGUCAAGAUUGGAGUUAACAUUGUUUCUCGCAAUCAAGCCUUUAUAUGGUCUCUUCAACAGUCACUUUGCGCUCUCGAGUGCGCAUUUGCACUCAGUAAAUGGUUGGUUACCGUGCACACUCGUCUUCCUGGAGAGCCGUUUAAUGAAGAUGAGGAAAGGUUGAUAGCAUACAUAGUGGACAUGGUAUCAGAGGCAGACUCGGAGUUUCGUCUGAUGAGCGGUGGGGAAAGCUCGCUCAACUAUGUUGAGCUGGCUGUGCGGGUUGUGCGAAUUUGGGCGCGACUAUACAGCGGUGAAGUCAUCUGGGAUGUGGUACGUCUGAUGGGACAGGCAUUAGAAGCGUACGCAAAAAUUCUGGAGGAAAGUUUUGCAUAA